GAGGAGCGGAAAGAUGUCAUCCUCCUCACUACACCUGUGCUGCCGCCUCCUGGACGGACGCGACUCCUUUGCAGCGUCUGUAGCCUGCUAUAAGUGAACGGACAGCUUAUGAGCCCCACUCAAAGCGAGAGAACCACACACGAGGAGCGGGAUGGCGCGGAUAUCAAUGCCUCACCUCCACCUCCUUCUCGCGGGGCUCUUCCUAACGGGGACGUUGCCAGUCCGAGCAAACAGAGGAGCAACUGUGCCCGACGAAGAAAAAAGAGAUAAAGAGAGCCACGCGGAGGCGCCAUGUGAGGUGAAAACCGUAACCGUGUCCACCUUGCCCGUACUCCGGGAGAACGAGUUCAGCUUCACCGGUGGAGCUUCGGGGAACGUGGUCGGAGGAGGGGGAGCUGCUGGAGGAGGAACUGGUGCUGCUGGUGGUGGUGGUGGAGGAGGAGCAGGAGGAGGGGGGGAAUCCCGACUCCUGUUAUUCGUUAGAACAGACCUACCUGGGCGAAUUUCCGUAAUGGAUGAUCUUGACAACACAGCUCUCCCCUACUUCACACUCGAGAUGUCCGGUACGGGACAAGAUAUUUCUCAGGUACACUGGAAGCAGCAGUGGUUGGAAAAUGGGACGCUGUACUUCCAUGUGUCCAUGACUGAGUCGGAGCUUCUCGCCCAGACAACACAACCAACAGCUCGGGAGCCUGCUCAUGCCCUACAUGAACACAUGCAUAUGCUACACAUCUCAGUUAUGGGAGGCCUCAUUGCUCUCCUCCUCCUUAUUCUCCUCUUCACCCUCGUCCUGUAUACGCGCCACCGGUGGUGCAAGCGCCGCCGUAUCCCACAGAAGAGCGCCAGCACCGAGGCCACCCAUGAGAUCCACUACAUCCCCUCUGUUCUACUGGGACCCCAGGGCAGAGACAGCUACCGGGGCUCUCGAAACGCACACCAGCACGGGAACUCCGUCAUCGGUAUGCCCAUCCGGGAGACCCCCAUUCUUGAUGACUACGACUGCGAUGACGAUGACCAAUGUGGACACUCCCUUAACUCCACGCCAAACCAGCUCCACAACAAGCUGAGUGACGGGAAGUUCCAUGAGGACUACGGGGUUAACAUCGGAGGGCACACAGACAUGACGUGCAAAGAGAAUGAGAUUAAACAUAAUUUCGAAAUACGAGCCAUUGACCCAAACACAGAGUCAGUAGAGGAUUUGAUGCAGAGGUUCCAGGACAGUUUCCGUGUUCCAAACACUGCAACGGACAUGUCUCACUACCAGCACGUCAUGCACAGCUCGUCAACGGGCCGCCGGAGGGUCCCCAGCCACACCAGAGCACCUGGAGGUGUGUUUGGUCCUCAAGGGGAAUCAGGCUCUGAGCCCGAAGACGACAGCCAGAUGAAGUUUUACACAGAACAGCACAGAGGACGAAGGCGCAGCAAAGGCCUCCCGCACAGUCCUCUAAAUAAGGUCACCCUGACGUUGAUAACCAUCAGCACAUGUGUCAUUGCCAUUGUCUACGCCACGCAGGAGCCCUGCCCCCUGACUGUCAAGGUUACCCUCCAUGUGCCUGAGCAUUUUGUUGCAGAUGGAAGUAGUUUUGUGGUAAGCAUGGGCAGCUUCCUGGAUGUUUCUAAUUGGCUAAACCCAGCCAAGCUAACUCUCUACUAUCAGACCAAUUCGUCCACACAGUGGGUGCUUGACUACUGCGGCCAGAGGACUACCGAACCGUGCGAGCAGAUUUGUGAUAAGGACACAGGAGAAUGCAGCUGUCAUGAGGGUUAUUCCCCUGAUCCUGUCCAUAAACACCUCUGUGUUCGCAGCGACUGGGGUCGAAACGAAGGUCCUUGGCCGUACGCUGACCUGGAGAAGGGCUAUGACCUAGUUACAGGGGAGCAGGCCCCAGAGAGGAUCUUCAGAUCAUUCUACAGUAUGGGCCAAGGGCUGUGGCUGCCAGUCAGCAAGAGCUUUGUGGUGCCACCAGUGGAGCUGUCAAUCAACCCCAUCGCCAGCUGUAAGACAGACGUGCUGGUUACUGAAGACCCAGGAGAGGUCAGGGAAGAGGCCAUGAUGUCUACUUACUUUGAGACAGUAGAAGACCUACUGGAGUCUUUUGGGCCUGUCCGUGACUGCUCCAAAGACAACGGUGGUUGUAAGAAGAACUUCAAGUGUGUGACUGACCGACAGACAGACUCAUCUGGCUGCAUAUGUCCUGAGGGGUUGAGGCCAAUGAAGGAUGGCUCAGGUUGCUAUGACUACUCUAGGGGCAUUGACUGCACCGAUGGCUUCAACGGAGGCUGUGAACAGCUGUGUCGCCAGCAGCUCGUGCCCCUUGAAGAUGACCCUAGCUCAAGCAACAUGCUCAUGUUUUGCGGGUGUGUUCAGGAGUACAAACUGUCAGGGGAGGGGCGCUCCUGCCUCCUGCUGUCAGACAACUGUGAUGGACCAAAGUGCCCCCGGCAGGAUGUCCACUUCAAUGACACCCUGUUUGGUGAGAUGCUGCAUGGAUACAACAACAAAACCCAGCAAGUCAACUUGGGACAGAUAUUCCAAAUGACCUUCAGGGACAACAACUUCAUCAAGGACUUUCCGCAGCUAGCCGACGGUCUCAUGGUCAUCCCCUUGCCAGUCGAGGAACAAUGUCGGGGGGUGUUGUCCGAGCCCCUGCCCAACAUGCAGCUCCUCACAGGGGAUGCCCAAUUCAGUGAGGCAGCAGGCUAUCCUAUGGUUCAACAGUGGAGAGUGCGCAGCAAUCUGUACAAAGUCAAACUCAGCUCCAUCACCUUAUCUACAGGCUUUUCUAAGGUGCUGAAGACACUGUCAGCUGAGAGCACACGCGAGGAGCUGCUGGCUUUUCUCCAUCAAUAUGGCAGCCACUACGUGUCUGAGGCGCUGUACGGCUCUGAGCUCGGUUGCAGCAUCUACUUUCCCAGCAAGAAGGCCCAGCAGCAACUCUGGCUGCAGUACCAGAAAGAGGCGACAGACCAAGGGGUUAGUGGCGGUGCGCGGCGUGAGCUGAAGUCGGUCCCCUUCAUCAGCUACCUGUCAGCAAUGCAGAAGAGCCAGCUGUUGUCUGACGACAUGGUGAGUGGCGUGGAGAUCCGCUGCGAGGAGAAGGGCAGCUGUCCAGCUGGCUGCCACCUGUGCCAUCACCAGGCCGUGGUGGGAGGGCUGUCAGGGAGAGGCCGCACCGGUAACAGCAGGAGUGGAGAGCCGCCUUCCCCCAUCCCUGUGCUGCUGGAAGUCAGCCGCGUGGUGCCCCUCUACAGCCUGGUCCAAGACAACGUCACCAAAGAGGCCUUCAAGAGCGCCACAAUGAGCUCAUACUGGUGUGCUGGAAAGGGCGAUGUCAUUGAUAACUGGUGUCGCUGUGACCUGAGUGCCUUCAGCAAAGAUGGCCUGCCUAACUGCAGUCCCCUCAGGCAGCCAAUUUUGCGCCUAGCCCCUUACCUGGAGCCCUCAAGCACAAUGGUGGCCGUGGAGUGGGUGGACGUGGAGCCUCUGAUUGGCUGCAAAGUCUCUGACUACAUCAUCCAGCAUAAACGAGUGGAGGAUCCCUCAGAGGCAGAGGUCUACACAGGUGAAGUUAUAAGCUUGGUGGAUGAUCUGUUCUCUGGUCUGGGUUCAUCCUGUGUUUUUGCCGGGAAAAAGACUGGAGACCAUCCUCACUCUGUGCUGUAUUCAGUUGUCUUCAAGUGCCUGGAACCCGACAGUCUCUACAAAUUUACUCUUCAUGCAAUGGAUAGCCGAGGCAGCCACUCUGACUCAAGCUUCGUGUCAGUACGGACAUCUUGUCCAAUGGUGGAUGACAGUCGAGCCGAAGAGAUAGCGGACAAGGUCUACAACUUGUAUAACGGCUACACAAGUGGCAAGGAGCAGCAGAUAGCCUACAACACAUUGAUGGAGGUUCCUCCUCCACUGUUAUACAGAGUCCAGCAUCACUACAAUUCCCACUACGAAAAGUUUGGAGACUUUGUCUGGCGAAGUGAAGAUGAGCUGGGCCCCAGAAAAGCCAACCUGAUACUACAUAGGGCGGAGAAGAUUAGCAACUACUGCCGGUCCCUCCUGCGCAGCACCAACAUCCGGAGCCGCACCGACACCAUGCCGUAUGUCUACUGCAGGAGUGAAGAGGGGCAACCUCCCAGUAACACGUGGCAUGGCUCUUUACAUGAAAGUCGCACUUCAUGCAUGGAAAAGUUAAUAUCUGUGCAGCGUAACACAUACAGCAACACCAAGCUCCGAUGAGACAGGAGUUUGUAGAAGGCGGCGGUGCAUCUUUGUCUGUUUGUUGCUUCAAAAUGACGUCAAAAAUGGAUGCAACUCCUCACCCAGUCUGCAGCAGUGGUCUCUCACGGGACUGAUGGAUUUUCCAAAACCAUGAUAGCCCAAAAAAAACUCAGUUCACUGGACAUUGUGUUAAAGCUACACAAAAAAACAUUUUUGUGUGGCCUACUUUUAAUAGAAGACUGAGGAUAAAAAAAGAACUGGAGUGAAAAUAUUUCUGCAAAAUGGCCGUGAUCGCACAUAUCAAUGAGAGUUGUAGUCUGAACAUGUAAAAUAGAAUUCAGCCAAGAGAAAAACUGGUUGGCUUAAAUACUUUGAAUGUAAUAUUGUAGUUCCUUUUGUUGGUGCUUUGAAGCUUUCUUGGAACACUUAAAAGAGAAAAAAGUUAAAAAAAUAUAUUAGCAUAACUUAUUUGCCUUUACUGUUAUAAUUUGAAAGGAGAAACCGAAAUGUGUUAAGCCAUUUAAAAAUCACUUUCUUAUGUUCUAGUUCCCAUUAAGUAAAAAAAAUAAAGCAUUUUUUUAUGAAUGUGAAAUAAGUAAGUGAGAAACUAUGUACUAAGUCUUGUAUUACUUUUGAUAGAUUCAAUUGAAAUAGCAAGGCUUUGUGUGGGAACUAUAUUGAUCAAUAGGCUACUAUAAGCCUGUUUAAAUUAUGCAAAGACAUGGAGGGUGGCAUUUGAAAAUCAUAUUCAGUUAUAGGUAUUUUAGUUAAUACUUUUAAUCCAGAAAUCUAGAAAUCACCUAUAUUAUUAAUACUACAGUACCCAAAAUGAAUACUAUGGACAAUUACAUUUUUUAAUUGUUUUCAUAGACUAGAAACAAACGUGAACAAAGUGGAUUAUGCACCCUGAACAAAAUAUACAAUGCAUUAUCCACGCUGAAGUAAAUGUUUCACAUACUUCGUGGGUAUUAGUAUGUAACAAAAUAAAAUAUACUGCAAAGAAAAAUAAAUCAGUUGCUAUGGUAAGACUUGCAAGAUUACAGAACAUCACAGAAACAGUUUUAGGUGCCCAAAAGUUUGUGUUGAACAAACUCUAAAAGGUACUCCCAAAUAAUUUGUAAAUAUUAGUGAUUGUAGGGGUUUUCUUUGGUCCAUUUAUACCUCUUAUAUUUCAGCCCAAUGUCAUAUCUUCAAAGCCAUGGAUAUUGUUUUAAUUAAGAUAAACAAUGCCUUUUUUCAAUAUUUACAUCUCAUGUUAUGUAAAUUGUAAUAAUAAAGUAUUAUUAUGUACAUUUUUGAAUUGUAAAAAAAGACAUCUGUAUUAU
Gymnodraco acuticeps is the source of this 5535-nucleotide messenger RNA. Its product is annotated as astrotactin-2-like. Gene Ontology annotation, molecular function: protein binding. The coding region runs from base 152 to 4228 and encodes 1358 amino acids. The record is from RefSeq and is a predicted model, not a curated record. Lineage: Eukaryota; Metazoa; Chordata; Actinopteri; Perciformes; Bathydraconidae. Gene Ontology annotation, biological process: neuron cell-cell adhesion; neuron migration. The transcript is spliced from 23 exons.